Messenger RNA from Anolis sagrei ordinatus, 5194 nucleotides. RefSeq names its product solute carrier family 22 member 23 (gene SLC22A23). The record is from RefSeq and is a predicted model, not a curated record. Gene Ontology annotation, cellular component: membrane. Lineage: Eukaryota; Metazoa; Chordata; Lepidosauria; Squamata; Anolidae. Gene Ontology annotation, molecular function: transmembrane transporter activity. Gene Ontology annotation, biological process: transmembrane transport.
AUGGCGAUAGACCGGCGCCGAGACGAAGGGGGAGGCGAGGCGGGCGGGGGCGGGCCCCUCGCCCCCCUCCCCGAGGAGAACGGCGCCCUGCCGGCCGGGGAGGCGGACCCCGCCGCGGUGCCCGAGGCCCCUGCUGCUGCUGCUGCUCGUGGUGAUGGUGAUGGUGGUGCGGCGGUGAUCGCGGUGGCGGAGAUCCAGAGCUUGCCCCCUCCGCCCGCCCCUCCGGCGGGGCCCUGCAGCCCUUUGCUGCUGGACUACGAUGGCUCCGUGCUGCCCCUCCUGGGGGGCCUGGGCGGCGGGCACCAGCGCACCCUCAUCCUCCUCACCUGGAUCCCGGCCCUCUUCAUCGGCUUCAGCCAGUUCUCGGACAGCUUCCUCCUGGUGCAGCCCGUCUCCUGGUGCAAGGGCGCCGACGGGCAAGGCAACGCCACCACCGCCCACCCGCCCAUGCCGCCCCGCGCCCUGGGAUACAACGCCUCCAGCGCCGCUUCUGCCGCCGACAACGCCACGGGCUACAGCCGCGGCAUGCAAGCCGCCCCCCAGCUCCCCACGCCUGAGGCCCCCAACCAGAGCUACUGCGAGUGCAGCGAGAGAUACCACCGCAUCACGGCGGGGCUCCGGCAGAACAUCGUCAGCCAGUGGGAUCUUGUCUGUGAUUCUUCUUGGAAAGUCCACAUCGCGAAGUUCUCUCUGCUUGUAGGAUUAAUCUUUGGCUACCUAAUAACAGGAUGUAUAGCUGACUGGGUUGGUCGUCGGCCAGUGCUUCUCUUCUCCGUCUUAUUCAUUUUGAUAUUUGGACUAACGGUGGCCCUCUCGGUGAACGUUACAAUGUUCAGCACACUCAGGUUUUUUGAAGGGUUUUGCCUGGCUGGGAUAAUCCUUUCACUGUAUGCACUGAGGAUAGAGCUUUGCCCUCCCGAUCACCGUUUCAUGAUCACAAUGGUGGCAAGUUUUGUAGCGAUGGCAGGCCAAUUCCUCAUGCCAGGUUUGGCUGCUCUCUGCAGGGACUGGCAAGUUCUCCAGGCUGUCAUCAUCUGCCCUUUCCUGUUGAUGUUACUGUACUGGUUUUUUUUCCCAGAAUCUCUUCGGUGGCUGGUAGCCACACAGCAGUUUGAAACUGCAAAGAAGCUCAUCCUGCACUUAACAUGCAAGAAUAGGACGAGCACAGAAUGUGAUAUCAAAGGAGUGAUGCCCGGCCACAGGUCGUCCCUCACAGCUCUGCCAGGAAGUGAGGAAAAGGAGCGCCCUUCACGGAGCUCUCGUGGCUUUGCUACCAGGGAGUUCCUGAUGGGGGAAGUAGGAAGCAGCCAGGCUGGAGAGCUGGAGAAAGAACUUGCUCGGAGGCCAAAGAAGGUCUGCAUUGUUAAAGUUGUGGGAACAAGGAACCUGUGGAAAAAUAUUGUUGUGCUCUGUGUAAAUUCACUCACUGGAUUUGGGAUACACCACUGCUUUGCUAAGAGUAUGAUGGGUCACGAAGAUAAGAUGUCCCUCACCAACAAUUUCUAUGCGGACUACUAUACCAUGGCAGGAAUUGCCUUGAUCUCCUGCCUGGUCAUGUGCCCAGUGGUUGGAUAUCUUGGGCGAAGAGGGGGGCUGCUGCUCUUCAUGAUUCUCACCGCUCUGGCUUCCCUUUUGCAACUAGGCCUGCUCAACUUGAUAGGAAAAUACAGUCAACUUCCAGACUCAGGUAUGAGUGAUACCGUAAAGGAGAAGUUCUCCACUACAUUUUCCAUUGUGGGUAUGUUUUCAUCGCACGCAGUUGGAAGUCUCAGUGUGUUUUUCUGUGCAGAAAUCACACCAACAGUGAUAAGGGGCGGCGGGCUGGGUCUUGUGCAAGCCAGCGCUGGCUUUGGUAUGUUGACUGCGCCCAUCAUGGAACUCCACAACCAGAAAGGCUACUUCCUCCAUCAUGUGAUCUUUGCCUGUUGCACCCUCAUCUGCAUCAUCUGUAUCCUUCUGUUGCCCGAGAGCAAAAACCAGAACUUGCCAGAGAACAUUCCGGAUGGCGAACAUUACACCCGGCAGCCCCUCCUGCCACACAAGAAGGGGGAGCAGCCUCUGCUGCUGACAAACUCCGAACUCAAGGAUUACUCCGGCCUGCACGAUUCAGCAGCUGCCGUGAAUGACACUGCAGCCGAGAGCGUCACGGCCAAUGGGAUGAAGGCGAUGUAGCUGAUUGGAGGAGGAGCGCUUUGGCAUGGGCGGGCUUUCCGCAGGUUUACAGACCAGUGAAAGAAGGGAUGGAUACACAGGGGAAUCGGACUCUGCUGCUCAAACCACUUCUUGUAGGAAUGUUUGGAACACAUUGGCUUUGGAAACCGUUGUUUGGGGGCCGGGCGGGGAGGGGGGGAGGCAUUUUCAAAGCAAGUUGAAUGGAGAGAACAGCACAUCAGAACAUUUCUUUCCUCCCCACCAUGAAAUAUUUCUAUUUAUUUUGAUGAUUUUGUUUCUGUUUCCAUGAAGCACUUUAUCACCUCUUUUUUUUUUUUGUCCUCUUGUGACCACAAACAUGAAAGCCAUUUGUUCUCCAGAAGAGUAGCCAUUCCACGAAAGAAAUCAUAGGGUUUGUUCUGUUUGUUUUCUGUUUUGCUUGGGUUUUUUAAAUUGUCUUUUGUGUUUUUUGUUGGAGGAAUGAGGUGUGUCUUGCUGUGACAGUGAAAUCAUUGACUACUGAUGUUUUCUCAGUCUGUUCAGAAUCACCCAACAACCCCCUGUCUCUUUCCUGCUCCCGUCAAACUAGUUUAUCUAAUAUUCAUACAGAAAUCACAACUUAAAAGUCCAAAAUUAGCAUUCUAGAUAACAGUAGUAGAUUUUGGUUAGUGAGCCCUGAUAUGUUUUUUAAAAGCUGUUUCUAAAUUUUAUAGAAAGUGGAGUCAUCUGCGAAUCAAAGCAGCAAACAAAGUUCUGCACAAGCAAAGUAUUCCCCAUUCACCCCAAAGGAAAUCAGGAAUGUGGACUGAAAUGGGAAACAUGUCUCUCCAUAACGAAGUCUUAUGAGUGUUCGUUCUUAAUGAUAAGCAAUGCCUGGGGGGGGGGGGGGGGGGGGGAGACUGCAUUGCUCAGUGGUAAACCCAAUGCUUUACCAUGACUUGUUUUGAACAUAACAGGAAGUGACAUAAUGAUGAGGAGAAUAUGUCCAAGUUGGGAGGAAUAAAAUGAGAUAGCCAAGAGGGUCUAGGACUCCAAAAUGCUUGUUUAAGAAGCAUCAAGACUGGAUUUCUGGCUGUCCCAACAUAGAUUCAGAUGUGUGCCAAGAAUGUUUACUUUUUAAUGUGACAAUACUGUAAAAGAACUGACACAAUACAUUGAAAUUUCAGAUUGAGGGAACGGAAGUGGGAGAAAUGGAGAAUAAACCAUUGGAGAAGAAUGGCCAGAGCCAUCUCCACAUGGAGACUGGUAAUUUUCCCAGUUUUUCAAGGAUAUUGUCAGCUGGCUGCCAUCUUCGAUAUGAAAACCUAUAGGAAAUGGCCAUUAAGUGCACCAAAUCAAAAUCCUAAGUGCUCUUGUAGAAUUUCUCACCCACCAGUAAAUUAAAUCAACUAUUCCCAUGGGAUCACUUGAUUGAACCCUUGAUACCCUGAACCCUAAAUCCGCUUGGAGGUAGUGCCUGCUGAAAUUCAACAGAACUUGCCUCAUCAUAAAACGUGUUUUGGAACAGUGGGUUGGGAAGCAACAUUAAACUUCUUUCCUUUCCCCCCAAGAGCUGGACAUAGGUUAUGCCAGCCAUUUGUCCUCCUGAAAAUGUUGGUUUCUUUAAUGUUGGCUCUGGGAGGAGAGCCAUUUAGUGCCAGGUUCAUGCCAGACAAUAUUCUGAAUGUGUGGCAACUUGGAGUUAGUUGUUUGCCCUCCCUCCCCUUCUACUCAGACCAUCCAUUUGUGAUUGACUGCUCAGUGGUACAGCCAUUUUUCAAAAGUGAAUGCAGCCUCUCAGUGUGCGGUAAUGUCUUGAGCCAUUUCACAGUCACUUUGUUUGAGAUACAUCCUGCAUUUGCGGGCAAAGGGCAGGGCUCACUGUUCAGCCACCACCCUGCCAUGUCCCUUCUUUGCUCUAAAUAUUGUCUGUUGACUUGACUUUAUCUGUGUUUCUCUUCCCGUCUUCUGUCACACCGCUUCUUGCGUUCUUACGACCUGCUCCAAGCUCAACACAAGGCUGCUUGUCACACGGCAAAGUAGCGUAGUAACCUCCAGCACUGGCUGGCUAAAUUUGCUAGUGGGGUGAAAUGGGCCUGGGGCACUGAUGCAAGUUUAUGUACUUGAGAAGAAAAAUAAUGUUGUCUUAAAGCUGCUAAUUUUCAUACAGAAGAAGAGAUACUUGGGGAAAUCUUUUCUCAAGCCUGGUGAGGAAAAGAACAAAGUGAAACACUGGAUUUGUGUGUCUUCUCUCCCUGAGUGCCACUACUGCUGUGAGACUCGCAGGGGGGAAAUGUGUGAGCCCAAUCUUUCUUAUGCUCUCUAGUAAACCGUCUGGCUCUGCUCACCAAACGGCCACCCCUCCUCCAUUCUUUUAAUGUUCAGACACUUACAGUCCUUGCAUUUACAUUGGGAGGGAAACAAAAACAAACCAUGGCCUUUUGAAUUGUGCAAUAUUCAUGUGCCAAAAUUGUGUGAUGCCUUUUGCCUUUUAUAUAAUGCUUUUCUUACAAGCAAUGUAUCAGGAACAAUGAGUUUGUUGUUAGAUCUGUGAAGGACAAGUUGGAUGUGCGAGGCCUUGAAAGGCAUUAGAGGGAAAAGAGAGAGAAAGAACAUUGAUUGUCAACACGCAAAGCCGACACACAGCACUUUUGCAGUCCAUGUGGUACAAAACAGCUUUUUAAUUCCCACCUCUGUGCAUAUAUCUUUAGACUAGAGUACUAAUCAUGUUGACCACUCACCAGCCUAUGGAGUUUAUUGCAUUUUAGCAUCGUUUUGAAGUCCCCGUUGUGCUCACCUACACCAUCUGCUGUGAUUUUCCUGUUGAAAUGUUAAAGCUCCUUCAACUUUGCAAGCAAGCAGGACAAGAGGGAAAAGUGUCAGCAUAUGUACAGAACAGUUUAAGCCUGUGACAGGAGCAUUUGGUGAUUUUCAUAUACCCUUCACCUUUUGAUUUUAUUUUGGCCUUAAAUCUGACAUUUGGAAUUAGUACUUUACAAAAUUCAGCCCCAACUUGUCUUGUGGUUUUCUUGGUUUAAUAUAUAACUGGGUUACCUUCCCAAAG